AAGAUUUAAGAUAUUUAUUUAUACUUUUUCUUUGUUCUUCGCCUAAGCUUCGCCGCUUCAAUUAAUUUUAACGAUAUUUUUAAAGUAAAAUAAAAUUAUUGAUAAAUAUAAGAAAUGCUAAAAAAUUAUGCUACCGAUUGUGCUGAUGUAAUACACAGUACCUCAAAUGACAAUGAAACGGUUUUACUUUUACAUUCAUAUACGUUAAUAAUAAUACUUAAUGAAAUGUUUAAAUAAAAAUGAAUAUCACAUGACAAAAACGCAAGGUACAUUAAAUCGAGCAAUAUCCCAUUUUGUAUAUUUACAUAUGAUAAAAGAAAAAUAGUUCAUAAUAUUUUUAUUUAAGUGACUCUUAUACCAUCGAAUGUUCACAUGUGUUUAUAUAAUAAUUACUAUCUUUAAGGAUACAGAUGUGAAGCUCUAUUUGGAAGGAUGCUUGAAAUAAACAAGAAUUUUCUUUAUACAGAUACUUUGAGAAUACAGAUGUUUUAAAUUUACGAGACUACAAAAUCAUAUUACUCCACAUGAAACAAGCUCGAGAAAGAAUUCAAGAGUUUGAACGAUUACAAAAAGCGCGACAUCUUCUAGAUGCCAUUUCAUUACUAAACGAUUUGCUUGCUGAUGGUUCUGAAAUAGAAAUACUAUCGCUUGCUGAAAUAAUAGUGAGAAGAUUAAAAAAGUUAGGUGUGACAAAUACAAUGGCAGAUAAAGAAAACGAAUAUAAAAAUACGAGAUUAUCAGCUUCGAGAUUUACACAUAGUGGUAUUUAUCACUGUUGUACAUUUUGCUCCAGUGGUGGAAAGAAAGAAAUUAUUUGUGGCUGCAAAGGCACCAUGCCUGGUGGUUACAAAGGUUGUGGCCAUGGACAUAUUGGACAUCCAGGUUUUAACCAUUGGUCUUGCUGUGGAUCUAUAUUACGUAAUGGACGUUGCUUAAUUAUACGAAAAACUAUACAUCAACUUAUAUUGUAAGUCUUAAUAAAUUAAUAAAUAUAUCUUUGUGUAUGAAUAUAAUUUAGAUAUUCCAGUUUAA
Atta colombica is the source of this 1032-nucleotide messenger RNA. RefSeq lists its product as uncharacterized. NCBI's taxonomy places the organism in Eukaryota, Metazoa, Arthropoda, Insecta, Hymenoptera, Formicidae. The coding region runs from base 525 to 971 and encodes 148 amino acids. The record is from RefSeq and is a predicted model, not a curated record. The transcript has 3 exons.